AUGAUUUCACGGAAACUUGAUGUAUUCAUUUUCACCUAUCAUUUGUACAUGUAUCUGCAGGAGAAGCAGCGAAAAUCGGCAGAAGACCAGAGGAAUCCGUAUCAACAACAAGCUCAGGCUAAAGCGCAAAUGCUGAGAUAUGAAGACGACUUAGCUCGAAAAAGAAUGCUGACAGAUCACAAGGCUCAGAGACGUCAUGAUACUGAAUUGGUGAAAAUGCAAGAGGAGUCAUCCAUAAGAAAAGAACAAGCAAGACGAGCAACGGAGGAGCAGAUGCAACUUCAGCAGCGACGGACUGAGAAAGAGAGAGCUGAGUUAGAACCUGAAACAAUAGGUGCGAAGGCUAUGGCUGAAGUGGAAGAGAAAAGUGGCACUUUCAAUCACAUUGAAGGGGAUUUUCGGAUUCUAUUGACUGACAUGAGUAAGUUGUUAAUGACCAUUGGAGGGGUUACAGCAUUAGCUGCUGGAGUUUAUGCUCCCAGAAUUCUUGGGCAACCUUCUCUGAUUCGAGAAUCGUCCAUGGCCAAAAUUUCCAUGGUCUGGGUAAUUUCUCGAGGAUCUAAUAAGAUGAUUAAUUACAGUACAGUAGCCAGGGCAGCAGCACCUGCACAAAAUAAAUCUGCUUUUGGAGACAUCAUUUUGCAAAAAAGAAUAGAGCACCUUGCUCGGGCUACUGGAAACACUAAGACUCACCAAGCCCCAUUUUGUAACAUGAUCUUUUAUUGGCCUCCUGGAACCUGUAAAACUAAGGUUGCAAGAGAGAGCUAG
Fraxinus pennsylvanica is the source of this 768-nucleotide messenger RNA. The record is from the annotation of a GenBank genome assembly. Lineage: Eukaryota; Viridiplantae; Streptophyta; Magnoliopsida; Lamiales; Oleaceae.